CAGAACCGAACCUACAGCCGCCAUAGCGACCUUUGACUCAAGCUCAAGCUCAAGCUCACGCACUGAAACUGAAAGGAGCCAAGCUUUGUUGAAAUUGUACGGACCGGCCUCGAUCCUAUUCAAACAAAAUCUUGUUUAGAUUUCAAUGAAGGACCACAGCGUCGACCACACAAUAAAUCUAGAACACGAACACGAACACGAACAGGAACAAGAACAAGACUCAUUACAUAGGAUUCUCGUACCUGACGUACGCGAUCUCCCUCUCACUCCUCCCUCUGCCAUUGAAUCCAAUUUCGUCUCCUAUUUCGCUCCAGAUUUCACGAAGCCAGGACACGAUCAGUACGUUUAUCGCCAUGCCAAUGGAUUGUGUGUGAUUGGAUUGGCUCGGACGCAUGUGGCGUUUAAAGAUACAAGUGGUAUCACGGCCGUUGAUUUCAACGUUGGGAAGUCUGAUCGCAGCGGCAUCAAGGUCACCGGAAAGCGCAAGAAGAAUGCACAGCACUUUGAGUCCAACUCAGCUUUGUGUAAAGUUAACACGGAUGAUGCUUCUUAUAUUGUGAGAUGUUGUGUGAAAGGCUCUCUAUUAGAAGUCAAUGAUAGGUUAAUCAAGCAGCCGGGAUUGCUUAAUUCAUCGAUAGAGAAGGAUACAUUGCCAUUAUCAUGCCAAAACCAGCAGAUUGGCUCAAAGUCAAGGGAUCGUUACUGGGCCUUGAAGAGUAUAAGAAAUUGAGAGAAUGUUAAAUCAUUGGGAUGUGUUAUUUACACAGGUCUGGGCUUGAGAGUAAAAUGGAACUGAGAGAAGUGUUGCUCCCCAUGGCAGUGCAUUUGUGUUCCCCUUCACCGGUUCAUUUGAUGGCCCUCCCAGGUUAACCUCACUACUGGUGACGAGCUUGAUGAUAUUAAUGCUUCUCACAUUUUAAACCUUCAUUGGAAAUAUUCAUCUUGUUCCUCAGUAUUCUGUAUUAUUAUUAUUAUUAUUUUUGUAGAAUGUAUUCUGUUUAAUUAUUUUGUCAUGAAAUAAUUUUUGCAUGAUUAGAAUUAAAAUAAUAAAAAUAAGUCUUUUCUCUUAGUAUUAA
Messenger RNA from Quercus robur (English oak), 1076 nucleotides. RefSeq lists its product as uncharacterized. Gene Ontology annotation, cellular component: nucleus. The record is from RefSeq and is a predicted model, not a curated record. NCBI's taxonomy places the organism in Eukaryota, Viridiplantae, Streptophyta, Magnoliopsida, Fagales, Fagaceae. The transcript has 6 exons. Bases 146 to 730 code for a protein of 194 amino acids.